Molecule: messenger RNA, 2853 nt
Organism: Mercurialis annua (annual mercury)
Lineage: Eukaryota; Viridiplantae; Streptophyta; Magnoliopsida; Malpighiales; Euphorbiaceae
Product: kinesin-like protein KIN-13B
Exons: 12
Coding region: 244-2379 (711 amino acids)
Biological process (GO): microtubule-based movement
Molecular function (GO): microtubule motor activity; microtubule binding; ATP binding
Source: RefSeq, a predicted model, not a curated record
AGUACCUUUUGAAACAAAACUAACCCGGGUGUUUCUUUUCAAAGUUUCAAAAAUUUCAUCAUCAUCUCUCUCGUGUCAAAAGAAAAUCUCAACUAAAUUACCAUUUCUGCCAUUUUCAUCGACUCCAAAGCUUAAAUCUCCGAUUCUGUACUCCGAUUGCCGGCUCUGUACUUGUAUAGUCUCGGCCACUGACUCACUGUACUGCCGGCAACUUUUUUGAAAUUUUGAGUGAUUUUUUAGAAGAUGAAUGUGGUCGGGCGACAGAUGUCAAGAUCCAAUUCGUCAGUUCACCACCAGCGUCAGUACUCCGAUAACUUAAUUGAUAGUAGCAGAUGGCUUCAGUCGUCUUCUCAGGACUUCGGAUACGGUUCGAGGAUGAACCGGAACAUGAUGUCAAUGGACGCGUCAACUUCUUCGGUUAGUUCGCGAUCGUCGAGUUUAAGGAAGAAUGGUGAUGAUUACGUGUCACCUGGUGAACUUAGCCCUGGCUUGCUUGAUCUUCAUUCGUUUGAUACUGAACUUUUAUCAGAGGUGUCUGUUCCUAAUGUUUAUGAAGGAUUCUCGCAUAAUCAUCAACCUGGUCGUGGUAAAAGUUUUGAUGAUUGUGAACCUUUUAUAGCAGCAAACAAAUCAAUAAACAGACCGCGAGGUUUGCCUGAGAAUAACCUUCUUAAAAGUUUCUCAGGAGACAAGGAAAGAGCCAACAAUGUUGCCAAGAUCAAAGUUGUGGUACGCAAGAGGCCAUUAAACAAAAAGGAAAUGACAAAGAAAGAGCAAGACAUAAUUACCAUAGAGCCAAAUUCUAAUUUUCUCACAGUUCAUGAAACGAAACUCAAAGUUGACUUGACAGAAUACAUGGAGAAACAUGAAUUUGUUUUUGAUGCGGUGCUGAAUGAAGGUGUAUCAAAUGACGAAGUGUACUCUGAGACUGUGGAGCCUGUAGUUCCUCUUAUAUUCCAUAAAACGAAAGCAACAUGCUUUGCAUAUGGACAAACAGGCAAUGGAAAGACUUACACCAUGCAACCACUGCCAAUCAAAGCAUCCCAAGACAUAUUAAGUCUAAUGCGCCACACAUACAGGAACCAAGGUUUCCAACUGCUUGUCAGCUUUUUUGAGAUAUACGGAGGAAAGCUUUUUGAUCUUCUCAAUGAUCGGAAAAAACUUUGCAUGAGGGAGGAUGGUAAACAACAAGUAUGCAUUGUGGGUUUGCAGGAAUACCGUGUAUCAGAUGUUGAGGUAAUCAGGGAGUUCAUUGAGAAAGGAAAUGCAGCUAGAAGCACUGGUACAACGGGUGCAAAUGAGGAAUCCUCUCGAUCGCAUGCUAUACUUCAGCUUUCCAUCAAGAGAUCAGUUGAUGGCGCAGAAUCAAAGCCUCCCCGACCUGUAGGAAAGUUGUCUUUCAUAGAUUUGGCUGGAAGUGAGCGUGGUGCCGAUACUACCGAUAAUGAUAAACAGACAAGAAUGGAAGGUGCUGAAAUAAAUAAGAGCUUACUGGCUUUGAAAGAGUGCAUUAGAGCUCUUGACAGUGAUCAAGGUCACAUUCCCUUCAGAGGAAGCAAGCUGACAGAGGUUUUAAGAGAUUCAUUUGUUGGCGACUCUCGCACUGUUAUGAUAUCAUGUAUUUCUCCAAGCUCAGGAUCAUGUGAACAUACACUCAAUACAUUAAGAUAUGCUGAUAGGGUGAAAAGUCUUUCAAAAGGAAACAACUCUAAAAGGGAUCCAGCGUCUUCGUCUUCUCCAAACCUUAGAGAUUUGAAUGCAUUGCCUUCAGUAUUACCUAAUGAAGCAACCUUUGACAAUAACGUACCUGAUGUUCCUAAUGCAAGGAACAGGUUUGGGUGGGCAAAACAGGUAGAAAGAGAAACAUCUCCCCCUUUUAUUUUGGAUCGCAUCCCAAGUGGCAGGGAAGAUGGGAAUUUGGCGGAUUCUGUCUUUUCAGAUCAUUACAAGCGCCAAAUUAGUCAAGUCGGCAUUACUAAGGAUGAUUUUGAUUACACUGGUGAAAAGUAUGAACAAGAGAGGUUACCUUGGAUGAAUAAUAAGCAACCUGCUGUUCCAAUAAAGCGAAGAGAAGUUGCGGACAUGAAGGCAAACGAUUCCCGAUUAGAUGAUAAUCUUAAUGCCCUGCUGAAGGAAGAAGAAGAUCUUGUGUCUGCCCACCGUAAACAAGUGGAAGAGAGUAUAGACAUGGUUAGGGAGGAGAUGAAUUUGCUCGAUGAAGCUGACCAACCAGGCAAUCAACUGGAUGAUUAUAUAUCCAAGCUGAAUGGUAUUCUUUCACAGAAGGCUGCAGGAAUUAUACAGCUACAGACUCGUUUGGCUCAAUUUCAAAGGCGUUUGAAUGAGCAUCAAGUUUUGGUAUCUUCCUAUGAUAACUGAUUGAUUGGAGAGUGUAUAAAGAUUAUAAGGCAUAAAUUUUAAAAGGCAUUUGAAGCGACGACUCAAGUUCCUCACAAAUAUGUGAUUUGGUUUUAGAUUAAAUCUUCAUUGAUACAGCUACUGGGUCAGUUUCACUUCAUUGGAACUCAACCGAAUCAUAAAGAACCAGUGCUUUUAGAGGUGGAUGAAAAUUGGGGGCUUUGAGGAGGUUUGCUUAUAUAUAUUACCUUAUCAAGUCAGUAGCUAUUCUGACUGGGAGUUUACAGAAACCUACAAUAUAAAUCCCUCUUUUUAUUGGCUUUUAUUUAUUGUAAAAUCUUUGUGGCAUAUAGUCUAUUUCAUGAAUAAUACGUUGUUUGGCUGCAUAAGUUACGACAUAAUUGAUGUUUGUUGUUGGCAAUAUACUUUACUGACUGUGAAAAGAUAUUAGUUUGGUUGCAUGUCAAUGUAAAAGCUCAUAAUUGAUGCGGGUUA